This is a messenger RNA of Aspergillus candidus, 549 nucleotides long. RefSeq lists its product as uncharacterized. The record is from RefSeq and is a predicted model, not a curated record. Bases 1 to 549 code for a protein of 182 amino acids. Lineage: Eukaryota; Fungi; Ascomycota; Eurotiomycetes; Eurotiales; Aspergillaceae. The transcript has 3 exons.
AUGUCAGCAACAAAGUUCGAAGAGCAGCACAAUGGGGCAACGCACCAAGGAGUAGAAGCGCGCCCAGAUAUCAUAGAACCCGCUCAUGAACCACAGGCAUCUGAGAAUGACAUUGUUGACAAUAAUGUCGUUUACAAAGGAAACAAUCAUGACGGAGCAGCACUUCGGCAACCAGUUCCGGAUGAAAACCUGCAUAUACAGCGACCAGCAAUUUCUGUCCCACCUAUUGAAAGACUGCCAGUUAAGACAUCCACUGAAUUGAGACAUACUAUGGCAAGUCAAGAAUACUCUUCAACAGCAACAACAUACCCGAUAACCACAUCUAAAUUCGAAUAUGUGCCAGCCAAUGAAAAAGUCACUCCACUGAACCAACUUACAACGAAGACACCACAGCAGAUAGACUUCGGGUUUGGUAACACCUUCGCUCAUGUGUGCACCUAUUGUGGAAACAAAGUUGCUAUCAAGCCAAAUGAUAGUCCAUUACAAGUACAGAGGCCACAACAAUCGGCCUCUGUUCCCUCUCAGUUUGCACCAGCCCCCAGGCGGUGA